Purpureocillium lilacinum is the source of this 579-nucleotide messenger RNA. NCBI's taxonomy places the organism in Eukaryota, Fungi, Ascomycota, Sordariomycetes, Hypocreales, Ophiocordycipitaceae. The record is from RefSeq and is a predicted model, not a curated record.
AUGACAGAAGACGACCUGCGCUAUCGCAAGCCACGACAACAGAGAGGAAGUCCAGAAGAUUCCGUCAACCACGCCGGCACCACUGCCUUGCUUUGCUGGCGCAGCCGACUUCUCGGUUGGUGUCCGGAGGCUGCCUCAGUGCACGUUAGCCACCCCAACAAAGGGAAUAGUGUCAUUCAACGGUUCCGUGGAGGUGAGGUGCUGCCUUGCCGGCCCGCAGCCCCGGUGCCACGGACACCUGCUGUUGCUGUCGACCCGCAUGCCGUUUUGAUAGACGCCCUGAAAUUGGCGCCCGCUGCAGACUUAUGCGCAAUACCGUCCCGUGGUAUGUGCAGGGUGCGCCCCCGGCCAUGUUCAGGUCCAAGGCUACUAGGUGCCCUUGGCGCGGGUGCUCCAUACGCGCGGCUUUCGUUGCGGCUCUCGACUUGCCCACACGGCCCCAGCGGACGCCGUCAGUGGCCAUCACCCGAAUCCAAACGGCGCCGUGGCGUCAUGGUCCCGAUCUCGGCCAGAUGGAUUGAAAUGCCGGCCGCCAGUAGCGGGCGGAAGCCGGCCCGGCAUGAGCCAAGGGUUGGGUGA